This is a messenger RNA of Ciona intestinalis (vase tunicate), 1904 nucleotides long. NCBI's taxonomy places the organism in Eukaryota, Metazoa, Chordata, Ascidiacea, Phlebobranchia, Cionidae. The record is from RefSeq and is a predicted model, not a curated record.
CGGGCCGUAGAAAACCAACGCAAAGUUUUUCGCUUUGUUACAAUCUUUGCUGGGGACUGAAUUCGCUUCAAAAACGGAUUAAAACUCGCGAUUUGCGUAAAAACGGAGCCGUACAAAAGGUUGGAAAUAAUUGUUUACCAAAGCAGUCAGCAUCCCUACGGGUGGUAUGGCUCCCACAGUUGUUGUCGGUUGCGUUGGUUACAGUUUUCAAAUCCCAGUUUAUCAAAUUUGUCUUCAUAAAAAAAUCCAGUUCCGUACGAUAUUGCUCGAUGAACAGUAAAGGUAUAAGGUUAAACAGUAGUUUUAAUUUUGUUUAGAAAAUUUAUCUUUUGCCUAUAUAUGCUAGUUGUUAUGAACGGUUUCAGUUACUUACUGCUUCUAUUUGGAGUUGUUUCCACCGCAGGUCUUGAGUGCAGAAACUGCAUUGCUAACGACAAUUACCGAGGGGAAGCAGGUUUAAAUGACGAUUGUUAUGAUAACCCGCUUAAUGUACAAACGCAAACGUGCACUGGUCACUGCUACACAAGAUUUUCAGUUCAAGAUGGUAUUCCGACUUCUGUAAGUCGAAGGUGUUCUCCAGCCAGCUUACCCACGAUUACCCAUCUUUGCGUGGUGUCAUUUGGAUCCAGCCUUGACAUUGCUACCACUGCUUGCUCGUAUUAUUGCAACGACGGCGACAACUGCAACGAUCUUACAACCAGAAACUUGAUAACUUGCCCCAACAACUGCGGUUACAUCAGUAAAGGUUAUUGCGAUUAUUUCACUGGAAAUUGCGUUUGUGCUGAAGGUUACCAAGGAACCAACUGUUCCACAGAGAUAGUUGUCCCACCAAUAUACCGAAGUUGUGUGCAAUGUAACGGUGCAACUGAUGAAUCGUGUGAAACAAACACACAAGGAUCGCCUUGUCCAGAAACGACUUUGACCCAGCCUUACUGUUCGUCGUCGAAAACCAGCACAAUUGACAAAUCUGGCCUCGUUAUCCGAGAAGUGGUCACACGCGGUUGUACAGCGCGGUUUACUUACGAAGACGAAUGUUUCUUCUCCGCACCGAACGAUAAUGUGUUCUCAUCCGAAUACACGGAGCAUACCUGCAACUCAAUGUGCGACACUGAUAACUGCAACACGAAUACCCCAAACGGAGUGAUUGACGGCGACGAGUCGAAGCCAUUAUAUUGCUUCCAAUGCACAACAAGCAGUGAAAGCGAUGGUAGUCAACAAAGUUCGCCCUGUCAGGCGCAACUAACUCGAUGUCCAUCAGACAGCACACACUGCGUAUCGACUGUUGUGUAUUAUAUCUCGGAAAUUACGGAUCGUAACUAUCAAGUAAACCCGAGUUACCAAUUGAAGAGCAUUAACCGUGGUUGUGCGUCGGCUCCAAGGAUCAAAGGUUGCGAAUCUUAUACGAUCGGUUCGUUAAAUGCCUUUAACGUGACUUGUCAAGAAAGCUGUCAAACCGACGGGUGUAACACUGGGUGGCCUUCCAGGCCACGUUGUUCUAUCUGCACAAGUGCGGUUACUGGUCAAAGCAACAAUGCGAUGAGUUCGGAUUACGAUAGCUGUCUAAUCAAUCCCCCUCUUGGUACGAGUUGUCCAUUUCCCUACCAAAGCUACUGCGUUGCUUCUGUUACGAAAUCAGGUUCAGGAAAUAGCGGCUUCAUGGCUAGAGGAUGCAGUAGUUAUAAUAUAGGCAACGCUUGCAAAUAUAUUGGCGAUGAAACUUUUUCUUACCAAGUUUGCAAUCGAAGCUGUACAACCAACAACUGCAAUAUGGGAGAUAUUAGUUCAGGUUCUGCUGCUCUUACGCACCAUAUGUGGUUACCUGCAAUUCCCCUUCUUUGCUUGUUGAUUCUCAGACAAUAAAAUUGAUCGUGUUUACUGUUGAGCAUGUUAUCGCGCAUAUAUAA